Prorocentrum cordatum is the source of this 1386-nucleotide messenger RNA. The record is from the annotation of a GenBank genome assembly. Lineage: Eukaryota; Dinophyceae; Prorocentrales; Prorocentraceae.
CCGCCGCUGGCUCAGGCUGGCCUUGCCCGACCGCCCGCGCAGGCUCUAACGCGCGCGCCCCGCGGGAAGGCCCGUGGGCCCGCCCCGCCUGGCGCGGCCGCGAUGGGUGGGCGGGCGCGCGUUGCGGCCGCCGCCGUGGGGCUGCUGUUGGUGGUGAGCCCCCAGGUUUCGUCCCACGAGGUGCCCGAACCAAGCCUGACGGUUCGCCGGAAGCAGAAGGACGGCUCCCCGAUGGCCCUGUUCACUCACGCCGACAACCAGCUCCACUGCCCAGACCGGCACCUCGAGCAUCCCUGCGUGGAGGAGCUUGGCGCGUACCUCGCGAGCAAGUCGGACGAGCAGGUCCGGACCACGGCGCUCGAUUGCGUCAACGAGAUUCUCACCAUUACAAACGACUACUGGGAACUCAAGAACAUGACACACCUCUUGCUGGAUCUGGACACGAAGGAUCAUGUGUUCGACAAGACCUCGCGCGACAAUGAUUUCGUCAUGGCCGGACUCAAGUUCGCAGACAAGCUCAUGCGGCACGAGGAGUGCCUCAAGGAAUUCGACGUGAAGUCUGAGCUGGAGGGCCGCUGCGUAGCCCUAUACGCCAAGAUAUCGGUCUUGAAGUACAAGAACGCUGGCAUGCUGAAGGAAGCCAUGGACGUGUACCGCAGGGUCACGUCCAUGGCGUGGGAGGGCACCGAGCGGUCGUACGGCCCUGGCGAGGCUGUGCCCUGGGACGACUUCUCGCACACGCCGCAGAUCAUCGUCCCCCGGCUGCGCAGCAUGCCCAUGUGGGGCCGCGAGACGUGGGGAGACCUUCCGAUCUGCAAGCAGCUGGAGGACGCCUUUCCGACGAUCCUGGAAGAGACGGAGCUCGCCCUCAAGAACAAGUCGCAGAGCGGCUUCGAGGACGCCUACCGGUUCCUGUACGAGAAGGGUGAGUGGAACCACGUGCUUCUGUACCACGGGAGAGAGUUCACAGAGGAGUGCGAUCGGGUGUUCCCGAAGACAUGCGCGCUACUGAAGCAGUGGCUCCCCUCGAAGCCCGGCCUGCCGUGGACCUCCAACCAGAACGAGCAGGUCAUGGUCAUCAGGAUGAAGCCAGGCACCGACGUGGAGAUGCACAGCGGCCCUGCAAACAAUAUUUUGAACAUCCACCUCGGCCUCACAGGCGAUCUUCAGAGGGCUAAACUGGUGGUGGCCAACAAGACGUACGCUUGGGAGAGGGGCAAGGUGAUCGCCUGGGACGGCAGUUACGACCACCGGGUGCAUUGCCUCGACUGCAUCGAGGACAGGGUCAUCAUGAUGGUCCGGUACAUGCACCCGGACAUGAGCCCGUCACACUACAAGGGCUCGAAGCGCACCUUCUUCGAAGACAUCCCGAUCGAGCUGCAGUGA